GGACGAGGUAGAGAGAGUACAGACGACGUAGGAAGGUGACGCUGUCCUCUCCCCAUGACUCUCACACUAAGUGUAUGAUGGUAGCAACGUAUGGGUGGAGGGGAGGAGACCCCAGGAACAUGCUCAUCGUGCCCACCGAGACGGUGAUUAGGGUCGCUGCGUCAAAAGAAACGACGGUCUUUGUUACGGCCGGCGGCAGGUUAUACAUUGGUCAAUACACUGGACAAGAGAGAGGCAGUUUGAAGCAGGUUGAGCUUGGCAGCAGAUGUGUUCGCGAUGCAACGGUGUACAGAGGACAGGUGGUGUUUGUCACGGACGCCGGGGAGGUCUUCACUCGGGACCUAGAGGGAGGAGACGUCCGAACCUUACCCGUCCUGGAGCCAAAGAAGACGUGUACCCAUGGCCAGGAAGAGAAAGGACGUAAAGUUCGGGUGCGGGCGGUGGCGGCCGGUUGUGACCACAUAUUGUUCCUGAGUGCUAAAGAUGAGAUAUGGGUACAGGGACGUGGACCAGCGUUAGGACUCUUCACAAACAAGACCGAGAAUGAGAUCACAAACCCAGCACGUGUUGACUUCUUUAAGGGAAGGAGGAUAAUGCAGGUGGAGGCUGGAGCGUACUUCACUGUUGCUCUGGUGGAAGCUCUGCCUCCUGUACUCCACGACAACACACCAGAGUCAGACAACCUCCCCGACUUUGACUCUUACGUCAGAUCGUGCGAGCAGUGUCGUCGAGAGACAGGAGACCGCGUGCUCUUCGAGGACGGAGAUGACUAUGAUAAGUGUCCUUUGGGGUUGGCAGUAAGGAAGGAAUAUUUCAACACCGACAGAAGAUGUGAUCUGUUGUCACCCGCUCCGAGUAGUGUGAACAUGGAUGGCCGGUCCUCCAGGAAUAGUGUUUUUCACGAGGACGGCGAAUCAUCGGAUUACGUCGCGGAUGAGUUAGAUCCGACGUCGGGAGAAGUUUCCUGCGAUGGAACGACGCUAAAUACCCCGGUUGAAUUACGGACAGGAAUUGAAUUAAAAGAUAUGGCUCGAGUACAUAAACAGAGUGAGGGCAGUGAGUUUGAAGUUGUUGAAUGUAAUGAUGAUGAGACAGACAUGGGAGGAGAGGCAGGGGGAAGGAAAUCAAGCUCAGGGGGUAGUAAUAGCUUAUUCAUUAAUGCAGACGCUGCCCGACAGUUUAUAUCUAGACAACUAUCUUGGAUGACAACAACAAGUCUAGAACAGGGUGAAUGUAUUAUAGAUAAUGAAAAAUUGAAUAACAAAUACCACAUAGACAGUGCUACAGAGCUUAUUAAGGAAAAUGUAGCAAGUGCAGCAAACAGUGCGGCAAGUCUCGUAGCGACCGGCGUCCGAACCGUGAGUGAUAAAGUGGGGCAGUUGUCGCGGCAUUUCAGUAGCAGUGAGUGUGCCGACGGUGAGCUGCACGACCUUACCCCAGACUCCGACCCGUUCAGUUUAGACACGUUCUAUGACAAAGCCCCGAUGCCUAAAAUGAGUAAAAGUGAUUCCUACGAGUGCAACAGUCUUCCACGUCGACUCUCGGACGAAUUAUGCCGUAAAAAGACUCACAUGAGAACAGCAUCCGGGGGUCUGAGCUUUCCCAAAGUUGGCAGAGAUGGCAUACUGACUCUUGAGAAAGGUCCCGAACAAGUGGCCAAAAAUGCUACACUUAUCAUUGAUGGAGGACAACAUAUAUUGAACACUGAGGUAUGGGCUUGGGGCUCUGCUAAUAAGGGACAACUUGGGCUUGGAGACCUUAGCCACAGAUCAACACCAACCAGCGUGCUAUCCUUGAACCACAUGGGGGUGACCAAGGUAGUGUGCGGCUCCCACCACACGGCCGCUCUUACUAUUGACGGACAGGUUUAUAUAUGGGAAGCAAAAGAUACUAGUGAGGAAGUUGAUCAUACAACAUCGGAGCCAAAGUCCCAAAAGUCGUCAUAUUGGAAGGUGUUUGUAUGGGGGGAUAACUCUGGGGGCCAAGGUGGGCCUCCUGCACCUCCUGGAACUCCUCCCGUACCUAACAAAUCCCCGAACAAGUCUCCGAGUAAACUUGGAAAUGCGUCGGCGGCCAUCAUCUCUCCCAGACGGCUAGAUCUCCCCGAUGGAGGUCUGGUUCGGGAUCUGGCCUCAGGGGAUAACUACCUCAUCAUUGUCACCAUCGAUGGCCUCACAUUCUAUGUUGGCAAAUUAAGAGAGGAAGAGAAGGCAACAGUACAGCAAAUACCAGUUGGUGAUGCUACUACGCGCUGCAGAUCAGUCUUGUGUCAGUGUGACAGUGUGGUCUGCACCGCUGAUGAGAUGCAUCCACAGGUGAUAAAAUUCCUGAAGAAUGAGACCAAGUACCUGAGUCUCCUGAAGUCUGUGAACCAGCUUGUGGUGAAGCCUUUCCUCACGACCUGUUCAGCCAGUAACAGUAGCAAGGGCACCACCACUGCUCAGAAGGACACCAGCGCCUCUAGUGGUGGUGGGGGUAGUGCUUCUUCAGUAGACAGCAAUCAAGUACAACAGACCAAACAAGAACUCUUAGAAGCCUACCUGAACAUAACACACGCAGUAGCCAGCAGCCUCAGUGACAUGCUAGACGACCAAGCCGCUGAUGUCACCGCCGUCAUCCCAAUUAUCCGCCAGGUAGAGGAACACAAGUCAAUAUACCAGAAAUACAUGAACCUGGUGUGUGAUGCCAUUGCUAUCAGCGGCCUCACCAUCUCCAGCAAGGACGCCAAUGUGGUGUUGGAGAAAUGCCAGACCAUAUUAGCGUCUCUGAUCCCCGAAGACAAGCGGAAGACCAAUAGCGACCUCUUUGCUUACCUGAUCCUGCGGCCGCUACAACACAUUCAUGAGUAUGUUGAGUUCCUCCACUCCAUGAAGACCGACACUGAGACUUACUACUCACCUUUUACGCUAGACAAGAUCAAGAUCGCUCACGCCCACUGGAGGCAGUUGUCCAAUACAGCACAAAAAAGUCAGAUAGAAGCUGAGGCGACUAAAGCAUAUUGGGAAACAUGUAGUCCCAAGAUGGUGGAGGCUCUGGCUAACCCUUCAAGAAGGCUCCUCAGAGAGUCUCGGGCCAACCCCAUCAACGUACACAACGCUGGACGCUUCUCCUCACAUUCUUUCGUCCUGCUCACUGACGUCUUGGUGCACUUGCAGUACUCAAAUUUCACGACAUAUAAUCUUAGCACCAUGUGGGUGGAGGCAGUGCCAAACAGUUCAAGUAUACAGAAUGGCAUUCAUAUCACGUUACCUGAGGACACAUUGACACUGUCUAGCCCGACCAGUUCAGACAAGGGUCAGUGGAUAUAUGCCCUUCAGGAGGGCAUCAAGAGAUCUGUUCAUGGUACAGGAGAGGCUGGCUUGGUGGUCAUCCCAAGGGCUCCUCCUCUUGUUAGAAAUGCUGCUUACACCUUUACUAAAAAUGCUCAAUAUAAGGAUGCUACAUAUUCUGGUCAGUGGUUUUGUGGUAAACUGCAUGGUGAGGGCACUAUGACGUGGCCUGAUGGUCGACGGUACGAGGGACAGUUCCGCCAGAGUGUCUAUCACGGACCUGGCAGACUAGAAGUGCCCUCGACUGGUGGGGUGACCAUAUAUGAAGGCACGUGGAAGAACGGGAAACUUGAGGGGAAAGGCAUAAUCAGGUAUGCCAAUAAGGAUGUAUACAUUGGACUCCUUCAUGAGAGCCAGCCACACGGUCACGGAGAACUCAAAAAGGGACGCUUCAGCUCCCAGGCAGCUUCAAUAUACACGGGGGAGUGGAGUAACGGCGUCAAACAUGGGUACGGUGUGCUGGACGAAAUAGUUAAAGGUGAGAAAUACCUCGGCAUGUGGCAGAACAGCAACCGUCACGGCCCAGGGAUGGUUGUUACUAUGAACGGCGUUUAUUACGAGGGAAACUUCUACCAAAACAAACUGACGGGAUUUGGUCUCAUGAUGUUUGAAGACAGAACUUACUAUGAGGGAGAACUUGGUGUUGGUGGAACUUUUGCCGGUAAAGGAAGUCUUCAUUAUCCUAGUGGUGACACCAUCGAGGGAACGUUCACUGGUAACUGGGAGGAUGGCAUCAAGAUCAACGGUAUGCUGCAGAAAGGUGUCGGUGGUGCGUCCGAUGAUGAGAAUGUUCCUGCGUCAUUUGGAAAGCUGAGUGUGAGUGCUGACCAGAAGUGGACGGCAAUUGUCCGUCAAUGCCAGGAACAGCUGGGCAUAUCUAGUGGGGUAGAGGUGUCCACAACCAAAGUGUGGGAGACACUGGCCACCAGAUUGGAGACGGAGAAACAGGCAGCUCUGCGUCACGGGGGGCCGCUGGACAUCUUGGACGGCAUUGACCGCAUACCUGAGACAAAAGGAGAACUCACAUACCAUGACUUCAUGGAAAUUCACUCUUAUUUAGGCAAGGCAUUUGGAAGCAGACUACAUCCAUUAGGGCACUUGCUUCAGUCUCUGGUGGAUGCCUUCAGAGCCACCUACGGGGGUGUUGUGGCUCACCCGCGGCUCUUACCUUACGCUGUACAGGAGGUACAUUCCUUCACCUCGAGGCUGUACCAGUUGGCCCGGGUGUUAUUUCCUGAUCUGCCGAGGGAAGAGGAGAACAUCUUACUGGAGCCAGACAUGGAAGAGCAAGAAGAAAUAGUGGUGACGCCGGCAUUUGUCAUUCACCCUUGGCUUCUACCCCAUGUUUAUUCCCCGCUGUCCACCCUCUAUGUGUUGCACCAUCAGCAGAAGGAUGAGGAGUACUGGAGGAGACUGCUCAAGUGGAACAAGCAGCCAGACACCGCUCUUAUGACUUUCUUGGGUGUAGAUGUUAAGUUUUGGUUGCCUGAAGGAGCCAGCAUCAUGGAAUGUAGUCGGACAUUGGGUACACUAAAAGACCAACAUUUCACUGAAGCUAUCGAGACGCUUCAGAUGCUGUCGACGUCCUUCAGUCCGCGGGAUAAAUUGGGACUGAUUCACCGUACUUUCCAGCAAGUGAGCAAGGCUGUAAUGAACAAACUGGGGAACAACUAUUUAUGGAGUAUGGACGACCUCUUCCCAGUGUUCCAGUAUGUGGUUGUGAGAUCCCGCAUACAGCACCUGGGGGCAGAGAUCCAAUUAGUGGAUGACUUGUUGGAUACUCACAUGCAGCAUGGAGAACUGGGCAUCAUGUUCACUACCCUGAGAGCAUGUUACUACCAGAUCCAGAAUGAAAAACUCAAUCACAUGGUAUGAUGAAGCUGCAAUUUACAUCUAGAAUGUAUUUUAAAUUUCUACAAGUUGUUAUAAACAUUUGCAAAUCAUCUCCACCACAGUGCCCUCCAUUUUAUUUUUGUUACUGUGUACCAUAUCAGUCCUUGGACACAACGUUCAGGAAUGUUAAACUUUGUACUCAGGACAGAGUUCUUCUCCACCUCUUAUGUGGGUCCAGUACAGUACAUUGAAGCCAGUCAAGAGUAGUGUUUGUGUCAGUAUUAAAUGUAAGAGUUUUAGUACUGAUGGUGGCGCUGUAUCUUAGAGUUCACGUGUUGACCUUGAUACUGGUGUUGUGUUUGAAAUGUUUUGAAUGCAGUUCAAGAUGGUUUCCUGUUUAGUUAAAUACUUGUGUGGUAAACCAGCAUAAAAUCAAAACUAUUUGAGGAAAAUUGCAUUACUUUGCAUUAAUUUAGUUCUUUCUGUUUUAGCACACAAACUUUGGUACAAACCUGUUGAUGUAAAGCUUUUAUUUAUAUUGUCAGCUUAGAAUGUCAUCUUUGGUUCUUUGCUACACAGAACUAACAUUGUAUAAUUUGAUAAGUUUAUAAAUAAGAAUGGAGAGUCAUCAACUUUAUACUGACAUAAUGAUGAGCACGACCUAGGGUGCCUCAUGCACCAUUGGACGGGACAACUUGUAGAUGCUGUACAGAGAUUUUGUACCCCAUUUUGUAUUACCAGCUUCAGGUAGCUAAAAGUUUUUCUUCUAUAACAUAUACAGGAAAGCUUUCAUUUUGAAAGACAUAUUUUGUUAAGUUGUAGGCAGUUAAAGAAGUAUUUUUAACUUAAGAACACAUAUAUAAAGAAGUUUAUCAUCUUUGGUUUGAUGGUUGAUAUACAGUUCAAACUUUAGGCAGGGGCCUUCCAUCCAUUUUCCUGUGUGUCUACCUACAGUAAACCCUCGUUGAUGUGCAAUCUCCACAGACAAGAUUUACUUAAACACUGAAUGAUUAGAGAAUUUUAUUUUCUUGUGUGUUUGUUUCUGAAUGGUCAUGGUUUUUGGGUCCUUGGCAGGGCAGCCAUGGUAGCUGAGCAAGCGUCCGUGUACAGUGAAUUGCUAGACAGUGUAUAUGUGUAGUGUGGGGUGAUCAGGUCACUGAUUGGCCCGUGGUGGAGGUGUGUCAUAAAAGCCACUCAUGUCUAUCCUUCACACACUUCACUCCCUCCUACUCCCUCUCACAAUCACACACUACACUAUCACUCACACAUUUUUCCUCCCCCUUACAUUCACACACACACACUCCAUUAUCUUUCUCACACAUUCCCCUCCCUUUCUCUCCAUCUUCACUACAUGGCAACUACACACUUCACUAUACAGUACUACACUCCAGCCUUCCUAUGUGGAGUGUGCAGUACCUUACCUUGCCUCACAUCACCCGUCAACUCAAUCAGAACUUGCUCAGCGCCUCACUUCCCCCCACAUGCCUGUACAGUGCACUUGUCUUGGCCUUAACCCUCAUGAUAUUUUGUUUUAUGGUUCGUGAGUGACUGUUGACCUGAUUUAAUAUAUACAUGUGUAAUAGGGGCAAUAUAACGUCUGAUGGUUCUUGUAGUACAGUAAAUUUUGUAUUGUAAUAUUAUAAUACAGUAACUGGGGUGUAAAAUUGCUGUAAUGGAUGGUCUUCGUGGUCCCUCGACUAACCCUAUUUUUCUAUUAUUUAACGGAUUCACAGUUUUCAUCAGACUCUCUAGGGAUGACCACUGCACAUAAGAACAAGGGUUUACUGUAUAAUCAAUCACAUGUUAACUUUAUUAUGUGAUAGUACUGUUUAAUGAUUUUGAAUUAUUUUUUUCACAUUUUUCAAAGUAUGUACGUGUGUGUGUGCGUGUAAUAAUAUGACUGUAUGUAUGUAUGUAUGUGUUGUGUAUACCUCAAUAGAUGUAACCUACUUGUGGAAAUAGCUCAUUGUCAUGGGUGAAUUCCCUUUAAGCAAUAUCAAGUGACACUCGGUUCACAUUUUGUUCUGAUGGUAAUGGUAGGAGGUACAGAGAGGGGAUCUCUUAAACCUGAUUCUCUUAAGACUUUCGAUAUACUUGGCCAACUGGAGGAUUUUAUUCUUGUGUGUGUCUUAUGUAUUUGUCUUUUGAUACUGAAAUUCCUGAAAUCUAGUGUAAGAAUUAACGUUUAUAUAAGAAUACUUUACAGACAUUCCUCAGUAUCAAUUAAUGGCUGAUUUUCUGGAGCGGAACCCUUUUUGUACGUCAAGGAAUGCCUAGAACGGAACACCUUUUGUAAAUGAAGGCAUCCUUGGAAUAAAACCCUUACAUAUUACACAUGAAUCAAGGAAUGUCUGGAAUGGAUCCCUUACAGAAAUUGAGGAAUGUCUGUAUCUACUUAUUGACAGACAGACAGACACAGUACUACCCAGACUAAUUAACCAUAUUGUCAUCCUCCCAGACUUUUUCUGUUAGAUGAUCCCAAUGUUAAAAUUUAUGUAGUAUUUUCAACUACAGGAAAUAUUACGUCAAACUUUUCUCUAAAUUCAUGAAGUGUUGUGUUGGCUCUACAGAAUACAGUACAGUAUAUUGAUAUUACAGAGAUUGAACCAUAAGAAAUACUACAGUACAUAAAACUUACUUUGCUGUAAUUUGUGGGAGUGUCAUGUUAGCUCUACAAAAUAAUGUACAUUGAUAUUAUAGAGAUUAAUUCGUAUGAAGUGUCAUGUUGGCUCCGGAAAUGUGUAGAUAUUACAGAGUUAUUAUUUAUUUCUACAUGAUUUUUAAAAGAGAAAGAAUAGCCACUCAAGGUAUUAAUUAUUGGGUGAAUGAUAUUUUGACUGCAAUAAUGUCUCAUAUGAAGUCAGAAUUUCAAGCUGUAGCCUGAUUGAAUUUUGUCACACUGUCGAGGUGAAAAUAACUUGUUCUGAAGCAUAAUAGGAAGUGUAUGUAUGUAUGUAUGUAUAUAUGUAUGUAUGUAUGUAUAUCUUGACUUGAAAUCUUCAGGCAUUGACUUGUUUCGUGCAUAUUGUGGUAUAUAAUGAUAUGCAUUAUUUAAUUUUCUUUUUAUAUGUUUAUCUUUAAGGGUUACUCUCUUAUGAUUGACGAAGCUAUUAUAACUAUUAAUACCUAAGUUACCUAGCGGCCAGCCAAACUAGUAGCGGCCGUGAUAAUGCUUACUGCUAGUUUUAGUCAUUGUACCAGGGCUAGUCUGUAUAAGCUGUAUGUACCAUGUUAAAUCUGCAGCUGUUAUUCUGUGCCUAACUUGAACAAUGUGGCAUGACUUGAGGUUUUGAUGCUUUGAGUGUGGAAGCAAAAAUCCCCCCCCUCACUCCCCCUCAGCCCUCUCACCCCCCCA
Messenger RNA from Homarus americanus (American lobster), 8517 nucleotides. RefSeq names its product alsin-like (gene Als2). The transcript has 25 exons. The record is from RefSeq and is a predicted model, not a curated record. The coding region runs from base 75 to 5204 and encodes 1709 amino acids. NCBI's taxonomy places the organism in Eukaryota, Metazoa, Arthropoda, Malacostraca, Decapoda, Nephropidae.